ACAGACAUAAGAAAAAAUAUAUAGAAAAAAGGAAAAUUACAAAAUCUAGAAUAAAUAUAUGGUGGCAUUAAAAAAUACAUGGUAUAGGCCUAAUAAUCAUAUUCACAAUAUGUUCAUAUUUUAAAUAAUACACUUCUAUUUCUGUCAUGACUGUAUAUUUAGAUUAGAUUCAACUUUAUUGUCAUUACACAUAUACAAGUACAGUGUAACGAAAUGUAGUUUAGGUCUAACCAGAAGUGCAAUUACCAAGUGCUGGAUAUACAGUGUGAAUAAAUACAGAAUACAAUUAGGAAAAAUACUAUACAAUUUACGCAUCCUGCAUAAAGUAUAAAAAUAUAUAUGAAUGACUCCAGAAUGUCCCACAUUAAUACAUUUUACAGUAUACAAAAUAACCCAUAAUGCAUUGAACUUCGCCCUCUCUUUUUGUAACAAAAGUCUCAAAUUAAUAUUACCAGCAACGUUUUGAAGCCAUUAAACUUAUUAAUUUAAGUCUAUGUGUUAAAAUCUCUCAACGAGUUUGUACUAAAGUAAAUAAUUACUAUAUUACUAUUAAAAUAUUUCUGCUCUUUUUUCUAACAGCUUUAAAACAUUAUGCAGUUCAAUCUUGCCACGUAUACUCAGAUCUGAAUGACUGUAUACGAUUUUGGCGGCAUCUAGCGGCCUUCGUUGAAACUGCUUAAAAGAUCACAGACUGCCUAAAUAAUUCAGCAAAAUCUCAACAAUCUGGUUUUAGCUGGUAAAACCUAAACUUGUGAAUCACACUGAAGACAUAAAACAAGUUUGUUUGACUUUUGUCUGUAACUCAGAAUAUUUUAACUUCAACCCACAAAACGAGCAAAUGUCGUGGUGAACGUCACAGUGUUUGUUUAAACAUCUACAGUCAAUCUUUAUGCUUUAUAAGUCUAAACUUUCACCCACUCAUUAAUAACAUCAACUUUUUAACAAUAAAACCAUUAGAAUUUCUUCGACGGUUUCUUCAAGCAGGGAAUGUAGACUACUUCGUGUUAACUUUAUUACUACGUUAUAAUGUAAUUGUAUAUAUGAGAGCCAGAAUAAAAAAAAUCUUUGAAUCGGACUGAACUACGAGCGCAGAUAUAGUGACGUACAGUUGCUUAUGUUUGUAUUGCGACUGUUAUCGCACGAAAUCGGUUCAGAUUGGAUGGAGCUCUGAAUCCGUUAACGUGCGAGCAACUCCUCCUUCCGCACGUCCGACCUUUGAAAUCUCCGUCUCUCUCAUCAUGGCUCCGGCGGCGGACAGGCUGGGCUACUGGGGAACGCCGACCUCAACUCUCGACUGGUGUGAGGAGAAUUAUGUGGUGUCGUAUUACAUCGCAGAAUUCUGGAACACGGUCAGUAACCUGAUUAUGAUCCUCCCUCCAAUAUAUGGAGCCAUUCAGACGUAUAAAGCCGGACUGGAAACACGUUACGUUUUGUCGUUUUUAGGACUUGCAGCGGUAGGCAUCGGCUCAUGGAGUUUCCACAUGACGCUACAGUAUGAAAUGCAGUUGCUGGACGAGCUGCCGAUGAUCUACAUCUGCUGCGUCUUCGUCUACUGUCUAUACGAGUGCUUCAAGCAAGAAGGUGUUAUUAACUAUUUCUCAAUAAGCCUUUUGCUGACCUUCAGUAUUACCGUUAGUGUGGUUUACCUGCUAUGGAAAGAGCCGAUCUUUCAUCAGGUCAUGUAUGCUGCACUGAUGAUUUUCUUGGUGAUUCGGUCUGUUUUUAUAGUCACAUGGGUCUAUCCUUGGCUCAGAGCCCUGUGCUUUAUAUCUUUAUGUGUCUUCCUGCUGGGAUUUGUAUUAUGGAACAUCGAUAACAUCAUGUGUGACUCUCUGAGAGCCACACGGCAACGUCUUCCCCCUGUCAUUGGGGCGGUUACACAGCUCCACGCUUGGUGGCAUAUCCUAACAGGCCUGGGCUCGUAUUUGCACACACUUCUCAGCCUACAAAUUCGAUCGACCUACCUCAAGCACAGACCAAAAGUUAAGUUUUUAUGCGGGGUUUGGCCGGUGCUGCACAUUGAAUCACAGAAGACGAGUUGAAAGGGAAACGAGAGGAGGAUAAUAGACCAAUCAGAGACCUUGUACAAGAGGUACAGCCAAUCAGCUUCAACAGCAGCAGCAGGAAAUGACCAGUGGCUAUCGGUUUGGUUCUCCCAUUCCCCUCCGGCUUUGUUGGACAAGUGCAUUUAUGAGAAUGCUGCCAUGGAAGGAAGCUUUUUUAGUUUAUUUUAAAUUAGAGAAUUUUGUUGUUGUUCUGUGAUUUAUUUGCACAAUGUGUUAUUUGCAUAAAUUGUUUUACAUAUGAGGGCCAAUUGUAAAUUUUAAUGGAAAUAUUGUUUACAGUUUAAAGUUUCUUUAAAUAAUAAACAAUAGAUGGUAAUACGUUACAAAAUACAAAUGAAUUAAAUAAGUUAUACAACAUGCAUACAAGAAUACAUAAAGUAUACAUUUCAAGCCCCUCGUGUCGCCGAUAUGCAACUGAAUCAUUUCAGUUCAUUCAAAAUGUUCAUGAUGAUUAUAAAGAGAGCAUUAACAUAAAUAUGUUUCUGUAAUUUUAUGAAGGUUUAAUCAUAAACCUACUAAUAAACAUUGGGCUGCAGGUUUCAAGACA
Messenger RNA from Triplophysa dalaica, 2613 nucleotides. RefSeq names its product alkaline ceramidase 3 (gene acer3). The transcript is spliced from 11 exons. Gene Ontology annotation, biological process: ceramide metabolic process; phytosphingosine biosynthetic process. Bases 1239 to 2042 code for a protein of 267 amino acids. The record is from RefSeq and is a predicted model, not a curated record. NCBI's taxonomy places the organism in Eukaryota, Metazoa, Chordata, Actinopteri, Cypriniformes, Nemacheilidae. Gene Ontology annotation, cellular component: endoplasmic reticulum membrane.